UUUCUUUUAUCGAUUUCGAUUUCUGACCCAUAUAAACUUUUCUUUUCAGUUUUGUCCACUGUUAUAUCAGCCCUUCAUUUCCUCCAUCUUCUUCAGCAAAUCCCAAUCUUCGUCUUCUUCAUCACCAAAAAAAUGGAGAAAUUCAAAACCCUAGAAAUCGUUCAGAAAAAUCCAAACUCCUCGGUGUUUCACCUCCACCUGAACCGCCCAUCCCACCGCAACGCUCUCUCGCCGGACUUCUUCUCCGAAUUCCCCAGAGCCCUCGCGUCACUCGACCAAAACCCUAGCGCCAACGUCGUCAUCCUCUACGGCGCUGGCGACCACUUCUGCUCUGGCAUCGAUCUCAAAUCUCUGAAUUCAAUCGCCGAACGGGCUCUCUCCGGCGACCGCGGCCGCGGCGGCGAGUGGCUCCGCCGACACAUCAAGGGACUCCAGGACGCCGUGACGGCGAUCGAGCGGUGCCGGAAGCCGGUGAUCGCCGCAAUCCACGGCGCCUGUAUCGGCGGUGGAGUCGAUAUCGUCACCGCCUGUGACAUAAGGUUUUGCACGAAGGACGCGUUCUUCUCGGUGAAGGAGGUGGAUCUGGCGAUCACGGCGGAUCUAGGGACGCUUCAGAGGUUGCCGAGCAUCGUAGGAUUCGGGAACGCCAUGGAAUUGGCGUUGACGGGUCGGAGGCUUUCCGGUCAGGAGGCUAAACAGAUGGGUCUGGUUUCUGGAGUGUUCGGAUCCAAGCAAGAGAUGGACGACGCUGUGGGUUUCGUCGCUGAGGGAAUUGCUUCAAAGUCACCUCUUGCUGUGAGUGGGACAAAAGCAGUGUUGCUAAGAAGUAGGGACAUGAAUUUGGAACAAGGAUUGGAUUAUGUUGCCACUUGGAAUUCGUCAAUGCUCUUAUCUGAUGAUUUGAAUGAGACAGUCUCCGCUCAAAUUCAGAAAAGAAAACCAACAUUUGCGAAGCUCUGAAUCAACGAAUAUUGGAAUGAAUGUUCCUCAACUAUGACAAUAAUAAUGUUCUCUGUGUACUCUUGUUCAAUAAUAACACUUGUCAUGGCUCGUCAACCGCAUUUCCCUAUCACAUAGAAAGCAAAGCAGUGUCGUUGUCAUGAAUGAAGUGACUUGGAAAAUUUGGUAAGUAAAAACGCAAUAGUAA
Messenger RNA from Morus notabilis, 1147 nucleotides. Its product is annotated as delta(3,5)-Delta(2,4)-dienoyl-CoA isomerase, peroxisomal. The transcript has 2 exons. Gene Ontology annotation, molecular function: delta(3,5)-delta(2,4)-dienoyl-CoA isomerase activity. Gene Ontology annotation, cellular component: peroxisome. The record is from RefSeq and is a predicted model, not a curated record. Lineage: Eukaryota; Viridiplantae; Streptophyta; Magnoliopsida; Rosales; Moraceae. The coding region runs from base 133 to 960 and encodes 275 amino acids.